This is a messenger RNA of Ordospora pajunii, 180 nucleotides long. RefSeq lists its product as uncharacterized. The transcript has a single exon. Bases 1 to 180 code for a protein of 59 amino acids. The record is from RefSeq and is a predicted model, not a curated record. Lineage: Eukaryota; Fungi; Microsporidia; Ordosporidae.
AUGAUGGAUCCUGAGGAGUUGAAGCAAAUACAAGCAGACAUCCUUGAAUAUCUUUAUGAUACAAACGAGAUUAAAGAUAUGGAUCGCUAUCAAAAGUCCAUCGAUAGAAUUAUGGAGAUCUCACAUAAGAUAGACGAUGAAGUUGAACUAAAGCACAGUAGCCAGCACAAGAACAGAUGA